AAUAUUUCCGUUAACGAUACGUGAAAAAAAAACCAUUAUUGUCUGAUUGUAAUAUUUUCCUCCAUAUUACAUUCAAUUGCUGUGGUGUGAAAAAUGAAUUUGAUCAUGAAACCAUUAAACCCCAAACGAAUUGCUGGAAUUAUCCUGGUAUGCUUGUUUCAAAUCACAUGCACGCCAAUAGUGGAAGCAAUAACAGGUGGACACAACAUCAUUCAAGGAAUUCAUUGGAUUUACAAGUAUCAAGACGAGGUAGUGUACGAUGCGGACGCGGUGGGUGCGUUGUACGAUAUAGAAACCUUGGCACAGGACGCGUAUCAAAUUGACUCUGGUGACAUCGAAAGACUGACAACACCUUGCGAAGGCGACAAACAAUGUGCCAUGGAAAAGACGGCGGCCAUAGUAAAAUACAAUUCAAAAGUAGAGUGCAUUCAAUGCAUGAACGCGGUCUUGAUGACGAUUAUAGUGCCGAAAGUCUACGACGGCGACCAUCGCAUAAAACGGCAGGUCACUUUAAAGAGCGUGUCCAGGGGCAGUGUGAACCAGUACAAACGGAUAGUGUGGCGCAUGUUGUCGCUUAUGUAUUUCUUCAAAGUCCAGACGCACAAUUACCUGUGGCACUUGUUCCUCAGAGUGUCGGUGGCCGAGAACCCGGCGGUUUACGAAAAAGUGGCCAAAGACUCAAAAGGCAAAGAAAUGUUGAUGUCAGAAUUGGCGCAGCAUCUGGACCUGUGCCGACAAAACAACUAUCUACCAGCGAAUUACGGUCUGACGCCGGCCAAUCAAGCGGACGAAGACAAACAAGUAAUCGUACUCGGCCGGAAACUUUAUGAAGUCAACCAGCCCGACGAUCCGUUCCUGAGCAGCGUGUAUGAUUUUGCCGACCAGUUCGACAUUAAGUUCCUGUCGCUGUCGCACACUUAUCCCGACGAAGACGACCUGUUGGAAAAAUCCGGGAUACAAAUAAACUGGGAGAACACCAAGUUGCUGUUCAACGUCAACAAGCCCGACGGUCUACACGCGUUCGUUCUGCGACCGUUCGACUUCACGGGAUACCAUCGGUUGGCAAUGCGCGCGGUCCAGGCCAACCUACUGUACCUGGCGUGGAUACACUGUGCCAUGUUGCAAGACAUGCUGGACCAAUCUUUGCCCAAAAUCGCCAUCGAUGCGUCGACCACUCGCAAGCUAAAUGUCUUCCACAAGCAGCUAACCGCGCCACUGUCGACGGCCGUCCGGGAUCUGGGCCUCGAAGAUCCGGUGUUCGAAAAUUUCAUUGUAAACCUAGAAAUCAUCAUCAAUAAAGAUAUCGAUUUCAUCAGAAGUUUUGCCAGCCAAGCGGCGGCGAUGAUCGAGGAAGUGAAGAACAUCGUCUUGGAAGAUCUACGGGAACUCGGUGUGUCCUCACAUCAUGCACAAACGCUGUUCGAUUCGCCGUUGCUGGCCAAGAUGAAAAUGGAAUCAAAUACAUCCGAGUUGACGUACUUUGAACACAUCGCCAAUCUUCGAGAUUACGCGGGUAUCGUAAAAAACAUUAUGGCACCGGUGGACUUUAAUUUCGUUAAAUACUUCCUCGCCGGCAAGUCUAAACUGUACGAAACAUUUUAUUUUGAAGUUCUUCGUGGAUAAUGUGCAAAAAAAAACCUUUCCACUGUAGUUUUUAUAACUAUAUAUUAUUAUUAUUAUUAUUAUUGUAUUACUAUAACAUUAUUAUAACUCUUGGAUAUUGAAAUAACAAUAAACUGAAAUUAUAUAUUUAA
Messenger RNA from Adelges cooleyi (spruce gall adelgid), 1754 nucleotides. RefSeq lists its product as uncharacterized. NCBI's taxonomy places the organism in Eukaryota, Metazoa, Arthropoda, Insecta, Hemiptera, Adelgidae. Bases 94 to 1623 code for a protein of 509 amino acids. The transcript is spliced from 2 exons. The record is from RefSeq and is a predicted model, not a curated record.